AUGAACGUGGAAAGCAAGAAUGACUCCCCGGUCCCUGUGGACCCGAGCGGAGAUCGCGAUUCUGCUGAUAUGACGGAACACGAACAAAUGGAUGUAAAGCCCAAAAUGAAUGGCGAUAGCAAGGCGGAGCGCAAGGCUGCCAAUGCCAAGGACCCCUCGCGACCGCGGCGCAAGAAGGCCCGGCGAGCUUGCUUCGCCUGCCAGCGAGCUCAUUUGACCUGCGGCGAUGAGAGACCGUGUCAACGUUGUAUCAAGCGUGGUCUUCAAGAUGCGUGCCACGAUGGCGUUCGCAAGAAAGCAAAGUAUCUUCACGAUGCUCCAGAUGGAGCAUUGAUGCCCGCUGUAAGCGGUAACAACAACAGUAACGGCAACCUCUACAACAAUACGCUUCGCAAUAAUUUACCCUUGUCUCGGAACGGAUCCAACUCCGUCAGCUCAAAUCAGCAGCACGCCCACCAACACAGCCAACAACCGACUCCCAAUAAUAACAACUUCUACCCUACGCCUCAACCUCAGCCAGGCUCCUACAAUGUAUAUCAAGACCCACCGAUGAGCCAAAGUCCCUUCACGACGCAAUCACCCGUUUCACCCACUUUCAACAUGAAGAACAGUACCAAUGGUCGGAAUUCCAGUCUCUCCUCGACUGUGAACCAGCAGCAACCUACCCCGAACCCCACCCUCUCCGGAGACACGAGCCAGCCGCAAAAUCCAUUCGCGGGGCCGUUCUUCGAUCCCAGUGAUCCCGCAUUAUUUAAUUUUGACUUAUCAAGCAUGAACUUUGAGAACCGUUAUGGUGCUCUGGAAUUCGGGAUGCUUGGCCACAUGGCAACUGGGGCUGGUGACUCCCCGACCGACUCUGCAGGACAGCGCGGGUCGAUCGGCCGCAGCGGAUCUGCACAGUUCUCCACACCAGCUCCUGGAUUUGGAGAAAGCCCAGGGAAUCAACCUUUCAUGUUCGGCGAUCCCCUCCUCAAUGAAUGGUCAACUGGGCCGGCCUCGGGUCAGCAUGUGAACGUCGGAGGCGUGUAUGGCCAAAAUGGCAUACUUCCCGAGCACAUGAAAGCGAACGCGCCGCACGCGUUUGCGAUCGAAAGCGGUCCAGCCAGUUUCACUAGUCCUGGCUCCGCGCCUAGUCCAAACAUUGCAACGACAGCAUUUGAGGAUAGCCCGUUCACUGUUCCUGCUCCCACAAAGUCCAAUAGCCUAGUGCCGAAUGGUCAACGCCAUGUGACAUCAGCGUCGAUCCUCAAACACCCGAAUCUGCAGGUCGGCUCCAAACGGCGCCAUCGCAACCCUUCAUCGAUAUACGAGAGUGUGAAGGAGCCUUAUGCUUACACCAGUGGAUUCCACAACCUGACCGCUUUCAUACAACGUCGCUUCACGCCCCAAAAAACAGUGCGAAUUGCCAAGGCACUCGCUUCUAUCCGACCUUCAUUCAUCGCAACUACCAAGACGCUCAAUCGCGAUGAUCUCAUUUUCAUGGAAAAAUGCUUCCAGCGAACACUCUGGGAGUAUGAAGACUUCAUCAACGCCUGCGGGACACCGACAAUCGUUUGCCGACGCACUGGUGAAAUUGCCGCCGUCGGUAAAGAAUUCAGUAUUCUGACCGGAUGGAAGAAAGAUGUUCUGCUCGGCAAGGAGGCUAACUUGAAUGUCAACACUGGCGGAUCAGGUGUACCGCAAUCCGGCACAACCUCGCGCGGAAGCUACACACCGCGAAGCUCCACAUUAGAAAAUUCCACCGGUGGCCGUCCGCAACCCGUCUUCUUGGCGGAGCUUCUCGACGAUGACAGUGUAGUAGAGUUCUACGAAGACUUUGCUCGUCUGGCAUUCGGUGAUUCUCGUGGCAGUGUUAUGACGAAGUGCAAACUUCUGAAAUACAAGACCAAAGAGGACAUGGAGUCUGCAGCCGACGACAAUGGCAAAUGGAACAACCACCUACGCAAAGGUGGGAUUGCUGGCGAGGCUGGUAUGAACCAGCUUGGCUUCAAGGAUGGAAAGGUCGAAUGCGCGUACUGCUGGACAGUCAAACGUGAUGUGUUCGACAUUCCGAUGCUCAUUGUGAUGAAUUUCUUGCCAUGCAUUUGA
Penicillium brevicompactum is the source of this 2088-nucleotide messenger RNA. RefSeq names its product Zn(II)2Cys6 transcription factor domain-containing protein. Gene Ontology annotation, biological process: cellular response to starvation; regulation of DNA-templated transcription. Lineage: Eukaryota; Fungi; Ascomycota; Eurotiomycetes; Eurotiales; Aspergillaceae. Gene Ontology annotation, molecular function: zinc ion binding; RNA polymerase II transcription regulatory region sequence-specific DNA binding; DNA-binding transcription factor activity, RNA polymerase II-specific. The record is from RefSeq and is a predicted model, not a curated record. The transcript is spliced from 3 exons. Gene Ontology annotation, cellular component: nucleus. Bases 1 to 2088 code for a protein of 695 amino acids.